CUUCAUACAUGGUUUUUGUCGAAGAUUCAGGAUGAAUUUAGAGGUGGAAAAAUUAACAUAGAAAAAACUCAUAGAUUACUUGAAAAAUUAGAUAUUCCUUGCAAUUUUGGUCAUGUGAAAAAUAUUUUUAAGGACAAUGAUAGACUGAAACAAGGAAGAAUCACCAUAGAAGAAUUUAGAGCAAUUUAUCGGACUUUUGCACACAGAGAAGAAAUUGCUGAAAUUUUCAAUGCAUAUUCUGAAAACCGGAAAAUUCUUUUCGAAAAUAACCUGACUAAAUUUCUAGCACAAGAACAAUCCAGAAAUAAGGCUAAUAAAGCUGAUGCUUCUGACAUCAUUCAGAAAUAUGAGCCCAUCGAAGAAGUUAAGAAAGCACGACAGAUGUCAUUUGAAGGUUUUACAAGAUUCAUGAGUUCAUCUGAGUGUCUACUAUUUAAGCAGGAGUGUACAAAAGUUUAUCAAGAUAUGAGUCAUUCAUUAAAGGAUUACUUUAUUUCAAGUUCACAUAACACAUAUUUGGUAUCUGAUCAAUUAGUGGGACCAAGUGACCUUUGGGGAUAUGUAAGUGCCCUGGUGAAAGGAUGCCGUUGUCUGGAAAUUGACUGCUGGGACGGAUCACAGAAUGAGCCCGUUGUGUACCACGGUUACACACUAACUAGCAAGCUUCUGUUUAAAACUGUUGUCCAGUCGAUACACAAGUAUGCAUUCAUGACAUCUGAGUACCCAGUGGUGCUCUCUUUAGAAAACCACUGCUCCUCUUCCCAGCAAGAAGUGAUGGCAGACGUUUUGCAGACUACUUUUGGAGAUUCCCUGCUUUCUGACCUGCUUGACGAUUAUAUAGACAAACUACCUUCACCAGAGGCACUGAAGUUCAAAGUACUAGUUAAAAAUAAGAAAAUAGGAACCCUAAAGGAAACUCAUGAAAGGCAUGGUUUCAAUAAGCAUGGUAAAGUGGAGGAAUUGGAAGAAGAAGAAGAACAAGAGCAGGAGGAGGAAGAAGAAGUGAAAGAAAUAGAAUCAUAUGAUAAUUUUUUGACAAGACUCAAUCAAGAAAAGGAAAUGGAGGAAAAAAAGACACUUCCAAUAACACUUUUCAAGAAAAAGAAGGUCAGGAAGAUAAGAAUAUCUUUGGCCUUAUCUGAUCUUGUCAUUUAUACUAAAGCUGAGAAGUUCAAAAGCUUUCAAUAUUCAAGACUAUAUCAGCAAUUUAAUGAAAAUAAUUCUAUUGGUGAGACACAAGCUCGAAAACUUUCAAAGACGAGAGCCUAUGAGUUUAUUUUUCACACCAAGAAUUUCAUUACCAGAAUAUAUCCUAAAGCAACAAGAGCAGACUCUUCUAACUUUAAUCCUCAAGAGUUUUGGAAUAUAGGUUGUCAAAUGGUGGCCUUGAAUUUCCAAACUCCUGGUCUGCCCAUGGAUCUGCAAAAUGGGAAAUUUUUGGACAAUGGUGGCUGUGGAUAUAUUUUGAAACCCCACUUCCUAAGAGAUGCUAAAUCAAACUUUAAUCCAAGUAAAAUAAGAGACAGCAAUCCACUUACACUUACAAUGAGGCUCAUCAGUGGUAUCCAGUUGCCUCUUGGUAACUCAUCCUCUAACAAGAUUGACACAUUAGUGAUUGUGGAAGUUUUUGGUGUUCCAAAUGAUCAUAUGAAACAGCAGACUCGUGUAGUUAAAAAAAAUGCUUUUAGUCCAAGAUGGAAUGAAACAUUCACAUUUAUUAUUCAAGUGCCAGAACUGGCAUUGAUACGUUUUGUUGUUGAAAAUCAAGGUUUACUAACUGGAAAUGAAUUUCUUGGGCAAUAUACUUUACCAGUUCUAUGCAUGGACAAAGGUUACCGUCGUAUUCCUCUGUGUUCCAAAACGGGUGAGAGUCUUGAGCCUGCUUCACUGUUUGUUUAUGUUUGGUACAUCAGAUAG
Molecule: messenger RNA, 1917 nt
Organism: Marmota monax (woodchuck)
Lineage: Eukaryota; Metazoa; Chordata; Mammalia; Rodentia; Sciuridae
Gene: Plcz1
Product: phospholipase C zeta 1
Exons: 12
Biological process (GO): lipid metabolic process; positive regulation of cytosolic calcium ion concentration involved in egg activation; intracellular signal transduction
Cellular component (GO): nucleus
Molecular function (GO): calcium ion binding; phosphatidylinositol-4,5-bisphosphate phospholipase C activity
Source: RefSeq, a predicted model, not a curated record